Nannospalax galili (Upper Galilee mountains blind mole rat) is the source of this 4456-nucleotide messenger RNA. It is a transcript of the gene Trappc11, whose product is annotated as trafficking protein particle complex 11. The transcript has 30 exons. Bases 177 to 3578 code for a protein of 1133 amino acids. NCBI's taxonomy places the organism in Eukaryota, Metazoa, Chordata, Mammalia, Rodentia, Spalacidae. The record is from RefSeq and is a predicted model, not a curated record.
GAAAAGGAAGUCUAGCCUUCUGCUCCCGGCUCCGGGGUUGAGGCUGUAGGGACCUGGCCUUGGAGUCCGGUGACGCCCCUACCUCGCUUUCUUGGUCCCCUCCGGGCUGGCGGCGGCUGACUGCAGGUGCAGCGGGCCCAGGGCGUGCGGCCUGGAUUUUCUGUGCCGUGUUAAACAUGAGCCCCACACAGUGGGACUUCCCUGUGGAAUUAUGUUGUCGGCCUAUGGCUUUUGUUACACUUACUGGCCUAGAUGUAGUUUAUAAUGCUGUCCAUCGAGCAGUCUGGGAUGCUUUCUGUGCCAAUCGGAGGGCUGAUAGGGUACCAAUUUCUUUCAAGGUGCUGCCAGGUGACCAUGAAUAUCCAAAAUGUAGACCCAAGAGAACUUCAUAUGAAUGGUACAUUCCUAAAGGGGUCUUAAAGACUGGCUGGAUGAAUAAGCAUCUGAAUCUGGUCCCAGCCCUGGUGGUUGUAUUCUAUGAACUGGACUGGGAUGAGCCUCAGUGGAAAGAGAAGCAAUCCGAGUGUGCUACCAGAGUGGAGAUUGUCAGGCAAAGUUUGCAAGGCCGAAAUACAAAAGUUGCAGUGGUUCUGAUUCAGAAGAAAACUCCUUUGCCUCCAGGAGAAGAUGUCAUUGCUUCUGAGCGGGCUGCAGCUUUAUGUAAUGUGUGUGAGCUCUCGGGAAAGUCCUUGUUUGUGCUGCCCCACACUGACCACCUUGUGGGCUACAUUAUAAGAUUAGAAAAUGCAUUUUAUGAGCAUGCCCAGACCUAUUACUACACUGAGAUCAGAAGAGGGAAAUCCCAUAAAGAAUUUUUGAAUAAAACAACACACCAGCUUUUGUUUGUUAGACAUCAGUUCAAAAUAGCUUUCUUCAGUGAGUUGAAACAAGAUACACAGAAUGCUCUGAAGAACUAUAGGACCGCCUAUAAUCUUGUACACGAAUUGAGAGCCCAUGAAACUAAUAUUCUGGAAAUUAAGACUAUGGCAGGAUUUAUAAACUACAAGAUCUGUAGGCUGUGUUUCCAGCACAACACCCCAUUGGAUGCAAUUGCUCAGUUUCGAAAACACAUUGACUUAUGUAAGAAAAAAAUUGGAAGUGCGGAGUUGUCAUUUGAGCAUGCUGCAUGGAUGUCUAAACAAUUUCAGGCCUUUGGAGAUUUAUUUGAUGAAGCUAUUAAAUUAGGGUUAACAGCUAUUCAGACUCAGAAUCCUGGUUUCUAUUAUCAACAGGCAGCAUAUUAUGCCCAGGAGAGGAAACAGCAUGCAAAAGCCCUCUGUAACCAUGAAGCGUCUGUGAUGUAUCCCAAUCCUGAUCCACUGGAAACACCAACAGGUGUUCUUGACUUUUAUGGACAAAGGCCCUGGCGACAAGGAAUUCUAAGCUUUGAUCUUUCUGACCCCGAGAAAGAGAAGGUGGGGAUCCUUGCCAUUCAGCUGAAGGAGAGAAAUGUUGUUCACUCUGAAAUAAUAAUCACUCUCCUGAGCAAUGCUGUUGCGCAAUUCAAGAAGUACAAAUGUCCACGAAUGAAAAGCCACCUAAUGGUUCAAAUGGGAGAAGAAUAUUAUUAUGCAAAGGAUUAUACGAAAGCUUUGAAGUUGCUGGAUUAUGUUAUGUGUGACUACCGGAGUGAAGGAUGGUGGACUCUACUCACGUCUAUAUUGACUACAGCUCUGAAGUGUUCCUACCUCAUGGCUCAGUUAAAGGAUUAUAUUACUUACUCCCUAGAACUCCUUGGAAGAGCAUCGACUCUGAAAGAUGACCAGAAAUCUCGGAUAGAAAAGAACCUCAUAAAUGUUUUAAUGAAUGAAAGUCCUGAUCCUGAACCUGACUGUGAUGUCUUAGCUGUAAAGACUGCUCAGAAGCUGUGGGCCGACAGAGUUUCUCUAGCUGGCAGCAAUAUUUUCACAAUAGGAGUACAGGACUUUGUGCCAUUUGUACAAUGUAAAGCCAAGUUUCAUGCCCCAAGUUUUCAUGUGGAUGUUCCUGUUCAGUUUGAUAUUUAUCUGAAGGCUGACUGUCCACACCCCAUUAGAUUUUCCAAACUCUGCGUCAGCUUUAAUAACCAGGAAUACAACCAGUUCUGUGUAAUAGAAGAAGCAUCCAAAGCAAGUGAAGUUUUAGAAAAUUUGACCCAAGGAAAGAUGUGCUUAGUUCCUGGUAAAACAAGAAAAUUGUUAUUUAAAUUUGUUGCAAAAACUGAAGAUGUUGGAAAGAAAAUUGAGAUUACUUCUGUGGAUCUGGUUCUGGGCAGCGAAUCAGGCAGGUGUGUGGUUUUGAGCUGGCAGGGAGGGGGAGGAGAUGCUGCUUCCUCCCAGGAAGCCCUUCAGGCUGCAAGGUCCUUCAAAAGGCGGCCCAAGCUCCCUGACAAUGAGGUUCACUGGGACAGCAUCAUAAUCCAAGCAAGCACAAUGAUCAUCUCCAGAAUCCCAAACAUUUCUGUACAUCUGCGACAUGAGCCUCCUGCCCUGAUGAAUGAGAUGUAUUGUUUGAUUGUAACUGUUCAAUCCCAUGAAAAGACCCAUAUCAGGGAUGUGAAACUCACUGCUGGUUUAAAGCCAGGGCAGGAUGCCAACUUAACUCAGAAAACUCAUGUGACUCUUCAGGGAACAGAACUAUGUGAUGAGUCCUACCCAGCUUUACUUACAGACAUUCCUGUUGGAGACUUACGUCCAGGGGAACAGCUAGAAAAAACAUUAUAUAUUCGCUGUGGAACAGUGGGCUCCAGAAUGUUUCUUGUAUAUGUUUCUUACCUGAUCAAUACAACUGUUGAAGGAAAAGAAAUUGUUUGCAAGUGUCACAAGGAUGAAACUGUAACAAUAGAUACUGUAUUUCCAUUCGAUGUUGCAGUUAAAUUUGUUUCCACAAAGUUUGAACACCUGGAAAGGGUCUAUGCAGACAUCCCCUUUCUGUUGAUGACAGAUAUUUUAAGCGCCUCGCCUUGGGCCCUCACAAUUGUGUCCAGUGAACUACGGCUUGCUCUGUCUAUGACUGCAGUGGAUCAUCUGGAGUCCCAAGUGGACAGAGUUAUCUUACAGACAGGAGAAAGUGCUAGUGAAUGCUUCUGUCUUCGUUGUCCAUCCACUGGGAAUAUUGAAGGUGGAGUAGCAACUGGACAUUACACAAUCUCCUGGAAGAGGGCUUCAGCUGGGAAAGACAUCCCCUCCAUCAGCACCGUCAUCACCCUGCCACAUGUGAUUGUCGAAAGCAUCCCUCUCCAUGUGAAUGCAGAUCUGCCAUCAUUUGGGCGUGUCAGAGAGUCCUUACCUGUCAGGUAUAAUUUACAGAAUAAGACCGACUUGGUUCAAGAUGUGGAAAUUUCUGUGGAGCCCAGCGAUGCCUUCAUGUUCUCAGGUCUCAAACAGAUUCGAUUACGUAUUCUACCUGGCACCCAACAGGAAAUGUUAUAUAAUUUCUAUCCUCUGAUGGCUGGGUACCAGCAGCUACCAUCUCUCAACAUCAACUUGCUUCGAUUUCCCAACUUCACAAAUCAGCUGCUCAGGCGUUUUAUACCUACCAGUAUUUUUGUAAAGCCACAAGGUCGACUCCUGGAUGAUACCUCUAUUGCUGCUGCAUGAUGUUCAAGACCAGCUAUGGGUAUUCUCACAGAGGACUCAAGCAGAGCUGUCUAGGUGUUCCAUUGUGAAUUGUAGCUUUGAUCAUGGUAAAAAGUUAACUUUCCUGUUUUUUAGUAGUUGUUACCAGCUAUUCAGAGGAACAAAUGCUAAAAAUAUUAGGAAAAUCAUCUUAUAGUUUCACUAAUAAAACAUUUGAAACCUGUCAGUGUGAUGUGAAAGGAUAUCAGAUCAUUGUGGCUGUUGAAAGUCACUUUAUGAAUGGUAGAUUGUUUCAAAUGUGAUUUGGAUGUUCAGAAUCAGUGGAAACUAGACACCCCAAAUAUGCUCUGGACAAAGAAGAAAAUGUGCUGUAUCUGCUCCAGUGAAGUCCUGAAUCCCUGUGACCCUUCCAGAGUUAGACAACCUGGAAACGACCCAUCCUCAUAAAUUCGGUGUGUGCUUAACAUAUAUGCACAGCAGCCUGCAUUGUACAUAAUACAGUUUGUAUAUGAGAAUAUACAUGUAUAUAUGCAUAUAGGUUUAAAUACAUAAAACUGUAAACAAAUUUCAUAAAUUAAUGUUUCUUUUUCUGCUCAUACUUUGUAUCCUUGUUUUAAAAAAUUCCUCAUUGUAACUUACUAAGUCGAUUUCAUAACCCCACAAUAAGAUGUAAAUUGAAGGUUGAAAAAUACCAGUGAAGAUCUUUAAAUACCUUUGGGCUCCAAGAUGAUUUGCCGCAGUGUACGCAUAAUGAAGGUCAUGUGCUCACACUGAUAAUUUUCAGCAUAAAGCAUGUGUUUGUACAAUGAGUCACUGAUAUGUACUUUAAAAUUAGCAUUGAUGUUAAUGUGAUUUGCUUAACUGUGUUUUCUUUACCAAAUAAACAAGUCCAUGGUUUU